UCUCUCUCACACACACACCCAAACACACACACACACAUUCAUGUGCUGUCUGUCAGUGUGAACUGCAAUUUCAUAACUAAAGUCUAGAAUUCCUCUCCCAGCCUCUCACCUUUGUGUCAGUCCAUACUGUUAGUCCUAGCCCUUCUUCUGGAAUCUCAACUCAACACCCACUUCCAACUUUUUCUUUGCCUUCUUUCAAUCAUAGGAAUUUAUUAUUUACAUCAAUCUUCUCACUUCUAUAAAUUAUUCUAACAUGUCUACAAUACCCAUGUCUUAGACUCUUGAAUUUAACCAAUCUCAUCAAUUUAUUCCUCACCAAACUCCUUUUCUCUGCUUCAACAUUUUGGUUUUUUUUUUUUCUUCCUCUUCCAUGAAUGAAGCUGAAAUGGUCAUUCCUUACUUGUUUAGAUGCCCAAUUAGUCUAGACUUGUUCACAGAUCCAGUGACACUAUGCACAGGCCAAACCUACGACCGGUCCAGCAUCGAAAAAUGGCUUGCCGCAGGUAAUCUAACAUGUCCUGUCACAAUGCAGAAGCUCCAUGAUUUAUCCAUAGUCCCUAAUCACACUCUUCGCCAUCUUAUCGAUCAAUGGCUACAAAUCGGCAACACAUUAAUCGAUUCUGAUUACUUCAAAAUCAUCGAUCCUGAUCCUUCCCUAGCCGCAGUUAAGCACAUCCUUGAGGCCCAUGAGUCCACCCUCGAAACAAAGCUUCAAACACUCGAAAAGAUCCUAGUUUUAGCCCAAGAAUCGCCAUCACGAAUGUCUUGUUUGAUCCAAUUAGGCUUCUUACCAUUGUUAUUGGAACUAGUUUUUGGAGGCCAAUCACAAUUCCAUGACAACUUGCAGUUUGUUGAACAAGCACUUGUUUGUGUUCUCAAAUUGUUGCCAUUUGGAAACUUGCAGCCUCUAAAAAUUCUCAGAAAUGAGUCCAAAUUAGCGCGCUUUCUAGUCCUAUAUGACCAUGGCACUAUGACUAUGAAGACAAGUUUGUGUCAUCUUGUGGAGGCGAUUUCUACUUCUUCAGAGACAAAAGAGCUCUGUGCUACACUUGGGCAGAAUCACGCGCUUCUAAACCGAAUGGUCCUUCUUCUCCAUGACAAUUCCGAGGCUUCUCAAGCCGGGAACAGAGUCGUAUCAGCAUUAGCUUCUUUGGAAGCUAACAGAGAGAGUUUGGUAAGAGAAGGCGCGAUAGAUGGACUCAUCACAUACAUUUUGAGUGCUGAAAGGCGAGAAAGAAGCUUGGCGCCAAUGGCAAUGGCAACACUUGAAGUGCUCCUAGGACUAGAGAGCGCGAAAGAGGCUGUGAUCAAUCAUCCUAAUGGCGUCAAUGCUCUGGUUAAGCUGGUUUUCAGAGUGUCGGAUCAUGGAGGCAGUGAGAGCGCUGUUAACGCGCUCACCAUCAUAUGUCAUGACUCGCUACGUGCCAGGGAGGAAGCCAUUUGUGCCGGUGUUUUGACUCAAUUGUUGCUGCUGCUGCAGAGCCAGUGCGGUGGCAGGACAAAGACUAAGGCAAGAAUGUUGCUCAAGUUGCUGAGAACUAUGUGGGGUGAGGAGCUAAGGCAUGUGUAAGAUGGUUUGAUGUGAUCAAGUGGUAAUUAUUUUUUUAUCAUUUGAAGCUUUUGUGUAUGGAUUUGCAUAUAUAACUGUAUACAAUAAAUAUCAAUUCAUGUA
This is a messenger RNA of Cornus florida, 1672 nucleotides long. Its product is annotated as U-box domain-containing protein 26-like. The record is from RefSeq and is a predicted model, not a curated record. NCBI's taxonomy places the organism in Eukaryota, Viridiplantae, Streptophyta, Magnoliopsida, Cornales, Cornaceae. The transcript has a single exon. Gene Ontology annotation, biological process: protein ubiquitination. Bases 371 to 1570 code for a protein of 399 amino acids. Gene Ontology annotation, molecular function: ubiquitin protein ligase activity.